This is a messenger RNA of Mesocricetus auratus (golden hamster), 1560 nucleotides long. It is a transcript of the gene Tsen34, whose product is annotated as tRNA splicing endonuclease subunit 34. NCBI's taxonomy places the organism in Eukaryota, Metazoa, Chordata, Mammalia, Rodentia, Cricetidae. Gene Ontology annotation, biological process: tRNA splicing, via endonucleolytic cleavage and ligation; tRNA-type intron splice site recognition and cleavage. Gene Ontology annotation, molecular function: tRNA-intron lyase activity; nucleic acid binding. Gene Ontology annotation, cellular component: tRNA-intron endonuclease complex. The record is from RefSeq and is a predicted model, not a curated record. The transcript has 5 exons. The coding region runs from base 250 to 1251 and encodes 333 amino acids.
CGGGCGGCGGCGCGAGCUCGCCUCCGGUUUUCCGCUCCGCGGCUGACGUGACGGGGUGACGGAAGACGCGCUACGUAGAGCCGGGCCCCGCCUCUCCUGCGAGGGUCGGCGAGGGAAAGCCGGCUUGCUGCCUCCGACCGAGGACGGGUUGCCACGGCCUGAAGGGAGGCCGAGGCGUGCGCUGCGCCCGCCCGGGAGUGCGACCGAGAGGGGGGUCGAUCGUGGGCGAGAACUCCCGAAACUGGGAGGAUGCUGGUGGUGGAGGUUGCUAAUGGCCGCUCGCUGGUGUGGGGAGCUGAGGCGGUGCAGGCGCUGCGGGAGCGCCUGGGAGUCGGGGGCCGCACGGUGGGAGCCCUGCCCCGCGGGCCCCGCCAGAACUCGCGCCUGGGCCUCCCGCUUCUGCUGCUACCCGAGGAAGCCCGGCUCCUGGCCGAGAUUGGUGCCGUGACGCUGGUCAGCGCCCCGCGCCCGGAUCCCCGCAACCAUGGCUUGGCCUUAGCAUCGUUCAAACGGCAGCAAGAGCAGAGCUUCCAGGAGCAGAGCACUUUGGCAGCCGAGGCCCGUGAGACCCGGCGUCAGGAGCUCCUAGAGAAGAUCGUAGAGGGCCAGGCUGCCAAGAAGCAGAAGCUGGAGCAGGAUGCAGGGGCAGAUGAAGGCCAAGAAGCCGGUGGAAGCGAAGCCUCCCAAGGGAGUGAGACCAGUGAUGCUGGCCGAAGCGAAGCCACCCAAGGGAGUGAGACCAGUGAUGCUAGCCCGGCUACUGCGGAGCCGGAGGGAGCAGGUGAAGACUCGUCAUCUCCCCCAGAGUCUUCAUCUCCCCAGCCAGGGCCUUCAAACGGGGUGACCCCCUUGCCCAGGUCAGCCCUGCUCAUCCAGCUGGCCACCGCCAGGCCUCGGCCUGUAAAGGCUAAGCCUCUGGAUUGGCGUGUGCAGUCCAAAGACUGGCCCCAUGCUGGCCGCCCUGCCCACGAGCUUCGCUACAGCAUCUACCGAGACCUGUGGGAGAGAGGCUUCUUCCUCAGCGCGGCUGGGAAGUUUGGGGGUGACUUCCUGGUCUAUCCUGGUGACCCUCUGCGUUUCCAUGCUCACUACAUUGCUCAGUGCUGGGCUGCCGAAGACCCCAUCCCACUUCAGGACCUGGUCUCUGCCGGCCGCCUGGGAACCAGUGUCAGAAAGACCCUGCUUCUCUGCUCCCCACAGCCUGACGGGAAGGUGGUCUACACCUCCCUGCAGUGGGCCAGCCUACAGUGAGCCGGAGAGUGAGGGGGUGUGGCUGUGGGCCCUAAGAACCUCCUGGAUGGUCACCCCAGCUUGUCUCCACAUGAAGGCUUGUGUCUCCCGCCCUGCCUGAAUCCAGAGUUUUGAACACUACAUUCUUUCUAGUUUCUCCCCCCCCACCCCGUUUUAAGGCACUUCCUGGCUGUGUUGUUUUGUAUUUCUGUUUCCAAACUGUGAGCUUGUUCAGAGUUGAGACUGCUCUUAUUUUAUUUGGCUUUUCUGUUUUCUACUGGGCAGUUCUCAAUAAAUUUGCUGAAUAAAUGUUUGUAUUUUGAGUCCUGA